Molecule: messenger RNA, 969 nt
Organism: Adineta ricciae
Lineage: Eukaryota; Metazoa; Rotifera; Eurotatoria; Adinetida; Adinetidae
Source: the annotation of a GenBank genome assembly
AUGGCGAGUGGAAAGAUAUACGCAAUCUCCGAUCUUCAUGUCGAUCAGUUGGAGAAUAUGAAAUGGGUUGAAGGACUUUCGGAUGGGAAAUAUUUAAAUGACACGAUCAUUGUCGCUGGCGAUAUCACGCAUGUUUUAUCGAAACUCGCUCUAACGUUGAAAGCAUUGAAGUCGAAAUUCAAGGAUGUUUAUUACUGUCCAGGUAAUCAUGAAUUAUGGACUCAAUCGUGCAGGGAGGACAACGAAUUACAAGUGGAUAAUUCGAUUGAAAAAUUUCAUCACAUAAUCGAACUUUGCGACACUAUCGGUGUUCGAACUCGACCUGGUAUCACUGAGCAAGGAGUAACAAUUAUACCUCUAUUCGGAUGGUAUGAUGAAAGUUUGCACAUACCAGGUCCGGAACUCGAAAGUGAUAUUCGACUUUGGAGUGAUUACCAUCGAUGCGUUUGGACUGAUGUAAGUGAAAAACGGACUGUUUUAUUCUAUUUGAAAUGUUUUCUGAUACAAAAAGAAAAAACUAAACAGGAGGUGCCUCGAGGCAAAGCAGCUGAAUAUUUCGUGAAACUUAAUGAAGCAAAUCUGCUCGAUUUCCAAGACAAAACGAAACAUCCAAAGAUAAUUACAUUUUCACAUUUUCUCACCAGCAAAAAACUAAUGGAAGCUUAUCGUGAUGAGAUGCAACGACGACGCGCAUAUGCGAGGAAGAGCGAAAAGCAGACAGCUGGUGAACAAGAACGAACCAGUGCAGUGAGAAAAGCAAAUUUCUCAUUAGUUGCAGGAACAGAACUACUGGACAAACAAUUACAAGUGAUCAAACCACAAAUACACAUAUUUGGUCAUAGUCAUCGCAAAAUGAUCCUGAACAUUGGCGAUGAAAUCAGAUAUGUGAACAAUCCACUAGGGUAUACUUAUGAAAGAGAUUCGAGAUUGAUCGAACCACCAUAUGAACUUUAUGAAAUAGUUUUAUAA